Messenger RNA from Homarus americanus (American lobster), 2712 nucleotides. RefSeq names its product bleomycin hydrolase-like. The transcript is spliced from 10 exons. Bases 114 to 1553 code for a protein of 479 amino acids. NCBI's taxonomy places the organism in Eukaryota, Metazoa, Arthropoda, Malacostraca, Decapoda, Nephropidae. The record is from RefSeq and is a predicted model, not a curated record. Gene Ontology annotation, molecular function: cysteine-type aminopeptidase activity. Gene Ontology annotation, biological process: response to toxic substance; L-homocysteine catabolic process; proteolysis. Gene Ontology annotation, cellular component: cytoplasm.
CAGCUUAACCAAGAACAGCCCUUAUGUCAUAAAUGGUGUUGGCCUACCUCUGAAGUUAUUAUUUUUUUACACUAAGUUUUGUUAAUCAUCCAUGCACUAAAUUUUGGGUGAAGAUGGAGAAAUGGUUAUCACCUGAAGAAACUGGUUUUGACACAUCUUUGUUCAAGAUGACCGUCGCAUUAACCCCCAAAUUGGUGGAGCAGUAUCGGGAGCAGGUAGAGAGCGAGUCAAACUCCCUGCUGGCUAUGAAUGCCUGCUUUAAGACAGAUCCAUUAGAGAUGUGUGUACGCCGUAGUAAAGUUAUUGCAACUAAUCACAUAUUUACCCAUAAGGUUGAGAGUGAGGGACGACCUAUUACUAAUCAGAAAUCCUCUGGCCGUUGUUGGAUCUUUGCCUGCCUGAAUGUGAUGCGACUUCCUUUUGUCAAACAGUUCAACUUGGAAGAAUUUGAAUUCUCACAAUCACAUCUCUUCUUUUGGGAUAAGAUAGAGAGAUGCAACUACUUCCUGAACAAGAUGGUUGACUGUGCUAAACGAGGAGAGGAGGUUGAGGGUCGACUUGUGUCCUUUCUUCUUCAUGACCCAACGUCUGAUGGAGGUCAAUGGGAUAUGAUUGUUAACCUUAUCACUAGAUAUGGUGUGAUGCCCAAAAAGUGCUUCCCAGAAUCCUUUAGUGCUGAAAAUUCUAUGAGGAUGAAUAGAAUCCUACAGAGUAAGUUGCGAGAAUAUACACGAGAAUUACGGACAGUCAUCAACAAAGGUGGUGAUGAUGCUACGAUUACCGAGACUCUCGUCCGCCAGAUGAGUGAAAUAUACCGUAUUGUGUCCAUCUGCCUUGGCAUUCCUCCUCAAACCUUCACCUGGGAAUAUUAUGACAAGUCUAAGGCAUACCAUAAGAUUGGACCCCUCACCCCACUAGAAUUUUACACUGUUUAUGUCAAACCAGUGUAUAAUGUUGAAGACAAGGUGUGUCUAGUGACAGAUCCUAGACCAAACAAUGCAUAUGGACUUGCAUACACAGUUGACUGCCUAGGAAACAUGGUAGGAGGCCGCCGGACCAUUUACAAUAAUCAGCCUGUAGAAACCUUAAUGAAUCUCAGUAGUGAAAGCAUCAAAAGUGGAGAAGCUGUGUGGUUUGGCUGUGAAGUGGGCAAGAGAUUUGCUGGUAAACUAGGCAUUCAGGAUAUUGACAUCCAUGACUAUAAAGCAGCAUUUGGUGUAGAAGUGAACAUAGGACUGGAAAAAGCAGACCGUCUCAUCUAUGGUGAAUCCCUCAUGACUCAUGCAAUGAUCUUCACUGCAGUCACACUUGAUGAAAAUGGGACUGCAGAAAAAUGGCGCGUAGAAAACAGCUGGGGUGAAGACCGAGGAGAGAAGGGAUAUCUAAUCAUGACUUCCGAGUGGUUCCGUGAGUUUGUAUUUGAAAUUGUAGUGGACAAGAAACAUGUCCCAGAUGAAGUGUUGGCCGUUUUCUCUCAGGAGCCAGUGAUACUACCUGCAUGGGACCCUAUGGGGGCUUUGGCCCGCCAAGUUACACCUCAAUUCCAUCUUUAAUUUUGAUUUUCUAGUUAAGAAGCUAAUACUUUGGCAACACUCAAUUUUGUAGGGGUUUAUAACAAAGCUCAUCGUCAUCUUAUCAGGUAAGUCUGUUACUUUAUUAAUUUAAAUGAUUGGUGAGUGAUUAUGUAAGUCAUGACUUGUAAUUACAAAGCUGCAGAUCCAAGCUUUUUUCAGUGACUGUACUUUACCCCUUAACUGACUUGACAUUAAACUACAGUUAUCUUGUAACUUUGUUGAAUGUAAAAAACUAAUUGAUAUUUUUUCACUUAAACUUUAAGUACAGAUAUUGUAUUAAUUUCUUUUUAGUGUUAGAAUAUAUUGUUAAAAGUAACUUUUCAUAUAUAAACCUAAUAUAAUAAUGAAUUCUGUAUAACACUGCAAUGUAUUGUUUAGAAAAUUUACAAAAAUUUAUCGUUAAAUUGCACAUUUAUAUCUGAGUAAUUAUUUUUAAUUAAGCUUGUGAACCAGGCAGUUACAACAAGACUAUGUAUUAGGUACAGUCAACCAAAGAUGCAUCGACCCCACCCUUGCUCUCGUACUUUCAGUUUUACUUGGUGAUCCGUGGGGUGCUGGUGCAGGGAUACUGCGUGCCAUUAUUGUAUAAGUUGAGUCUAUUACACAGUGUCUGGCCUUAACUUACAAUAAAUUAUAUUAUAUAAUGCUCAUUGUAAAGAGAAAUAAUUCCUUCUUGGAACACUCAAGAUUAAAUGUGGAAAAUGUUUUUCUUGAAAUUUGAUGGAGAACAUUGUGGUUGCAUUACCAAUUCAUUAAUAUAAUUUUCUUUAUUAUUUAAGCAAAUAUACGAACAUUUGGAAACUUGUCAUGAUCUUAAAUAACGAUGAAUAGUUUAUUAUAAAAAUGCUACCUUUAGAUUGUUUAAUAUUUAUGCUGACAGUGAUACAGCCAAAAAUAGAUCCACCAAUCACAAUCCCCAUUACAUACAGCCUUACUUUGCCAAGAAUUGCCAGGUAAAUUUAUGAGUAUGUGAGCCAGGGUGGGGUCAGUGCAUCUUUGGUUGACUGUACAUCAAGGCAAUGUGUGCAGACAUUUAAUAUCAAAAUUAUUAUAAUCUGCUCUAUCUACUGCUUCAUAUUCUCCUAAUAUGGUUUUAUCAUCAAAUGAUUAGAACAUAAUAAAUUUUAUCUUGACAAAG